This is a messenger RNA of Ricinus communis (castor bean), 2073 nucleotides long. Its product is annotated as cytochrome P450 711A1. NCBI's taxonomy places the organism in Eukaryota, Viridiplantae, Streptophyta, Magnoliopsida, Malpighiales, Euphorbiaceae. Gene Ontology annotation, molecular function: monooxygenase activity; oxidoreductase activity, acting on paired donors, with incorporation or reduction of molecular oxygen; iron ion binding. The coding region runs from base 328 to 1950 and encodes 540 amino acids. The transcript is spliced from 5 exons. The record is from RefSeq and is a predicted model, not a curated record.
UUAAAUUGUUGUCAAUUCUCAAAAUUAACGGCUAGUUUUAAUCGUACCAUAAUAUACAACAGUAAUAGACAAAAGGAUGGUGAAUGAUUUUGGUUAAUUUUAAUAAACACUCAUGAGAGGGUAUCAAUUUCAUGGAUGUAAUCAUUAGAAUCAGUACAAAGGACCCAAUUGCUCAAAAAGGUGCUAACAGAGGCAGACAGCCAAUACCCUUCCCAUUUCCAAUCUUUUCAACUCAAAUGACUACAAUCUGCAAGAAAGUAUAUAUAUAGAUAUAUACGACCACUCUCCUUCUAUCUCAUCUCUCAAAAAGAGAGCUUCGAAAGGUUGAUGAUGAUGAUGAUGGGUUUUGGUCUAAUUCAAGAAGCUUUCUUUUCUACUUGUAGUAAUAGUACCAGUGUUACUAUAGUACUCGCUUUAGUUUUCACAGCUUUGGCAAUAGUAUUGGGCUACUUGUAUAAGCCGUUCUGGGGUGUUAGGAGGGUACCAGGCCCUCCAUCAGUCCCACUUUUAGGACAUCUUCCCUUGCUUGCUAAGUAUGGUCCUGAUGUUUUCUCUGUUCUUGCUAAACAAUAUGGUCCCAUUUUCAGAUUUCAUAUGGGAAGACAACCAUUAAUAAUAGUAGCAGAUCCAGAGCUUUGUAAAGAAGUUGGAAUAAAAAAAUUCAAAGACAUUUCAAACAGAAGCAUUCCCUCUCCUAUCGCAGCUUCUCCUCUUCAUAAAAAAGGUCUCUUCUUCACCAGGGAUUCCAGAUGGUCAACCAUGCGAAAUACUAUAUUAUCAGUUUACCAGCCAUCACACUUGGCCAGCCUAGUGCCCACUAUGCAAUCAUUCAUCGAGUCUGCAACUGCUAAUUUCCAGUCCUCUAAGGAUGAAGACAUUACUUUCUCCAAUCUCUCUCUCAAACUGGCCACAGAUGUUAUAGGACAAGCUGCAUUUGGAGUUGAUUUUGGCCUCUCUAAGCCUCAGUCAACCACUGAUUCAGCCAACACUUUUCGUAACCAAGAGAAUGGGAAAGAAGUCUCAGACUUCAUCAAUCAACAUGUCUACUCAACAACUCAACUUAAGAUGGACUUAUCAGGUUCCUUUUCUAUUAUAAUUGGCCUUCUUAUCCCUAUUCUGCAAGAGCCCUUUAGGCAGAUUCUAAAGCGAAUUCCUGGAACUAUGGACUGGAAAGUGGAUAGGACUAACAAGAAUAUAAGUGGUAAGUUGGAUGAGAUUGUUACUAAGAGAAUGAAGGACAAAAACCGAGGUUCAAAGGACUUCUUAUCACUAAUACUAAGUGCAAGGGAGUCUGAGACUCUGUCCAAAAAUGUUUUCUCUCCGGAUUACAUCAGUGCAGUUACCUAUGAGCACCUUCUUGCUGGGUCAGCCACAACGGCAUUCACAUUGUCUUCUAUCGUUUAUUUAGUUGCUGGACAUCCAGAAGUUGAGAAAAAGUUACUUGCAGAAAUUGAUGUGUUUGGCCCACCUGAUCAGACGCCAACGUCCCAGGAUCUUCAAACUAGGUUUCCCUAUCUUGACCAGGUUAUCAAAGAGGCCAUGAGAUUCUAUGUUGUUUCCCCAUUAGUUGCCAGAGAGACAUCAAAAGAAGUAGAGAUAGGAGGUUACCUUCUCCCAAAGGGCACAUGGGUCUGGUUAGCCCUUGGAGUUCUAGCAAAAGAUCCAAAGAACUUCCCAGAGCCGGACAAAUUCAAGCCAGAGAGGUUUGAUCCAAAAUGCGAAGAAGAAAAACAAAGGCAUCCUUAUGCUCUGAUACCAUUUGGAAUAGGGCCAAGAGCUUGCAUAGGCCAAAAAUUUUCCCUACAAGAACUGAAGCUCUCAUUGAUACACCUAUAUCGAAAAUACAUAUUCAGGCAUUCCCCUAACAUGGAAAAACCUCUGGAACUUGAAUACGGCAUUGUUCUCAACUUCAAGCAUGGUGUAAAGCUUAGAGUUAUAAAACGAAAUUGAAGAAUAAUUCAUGUAGUGGCAGGCUGUUCUCUGUAAUGUCUCUGAUGCCAAGCAAUGAACAAUUGGCAUAUGUUUACUUACCAAGUAAUAUCAUGGAAGGAGCAGGCAUAGUUUCACAGAAAA